GGCUGCGCGGAGGGCGGUGCGACGGCGGAGCGCGUCCCGCCCGAAGUCCGCGGCCACCCCGUGCCGUGCUGAGCCGUGCCGCCAUGCUGCCCAACACUGGGAAACUAGCAGGCUGCACGCUCUUCAUCACUGGUGCAAGCCGGGGAAUUGGCAAAGCCAUUGCUCUGAAGGCUGCCAGGGAUGGUGCAAACAUUGUGAUCGCCGCCAAGACAGCAGAACCCCAUCCUAAACUUCCCGGGACUAUCUACACAGCUGCAGAAGAGAUUGAAGCAGCUGGAGGAAGGGCAUUGCCAUGCAUUGUUAAUGUGAGGCAAGAAGAGCAAAUUAUUAGCGCCGUGGAGAAAGCUGUGAAGACGUUUGGAGGGAUUGAUAUUUUGGUGAACAAUGCAAGCGCCAUCUCUUUGACUGGCACUUUGGAAACAGAAACCAAGAAGGUCAAUCUUAUGAUGGAUGUCAACGUACGAGGAACCUACCUCACGUCUAAAGCGUGCCUUCCCUACUUACGGAAGAGUAAGAACCCCCAUAUCCUGAACCUCAGCCCGCCUAUGAAUAUGAAACCCAUAUGGUUCAAAAAUCACUGUGCCUACACGAUUUCUAAAUAUGGCAUGUCCAUGUGUGUCUUGGGAAUGGCAGAAGAAUUUAAAGGAGAAGUUGCUGUCAAUGCUUUAUGGCCUAAAACAGCCAUACAUACAGCUGCUAUGGAUAUGCUGGGAGGAUCCGGAAUAGAGAAGCAGUGCAGAAAAACUGACAUCAUUGCAGAUGCUGCAUAUUGCAUUUUAACAAAGCCAAAAAGCUUCACUGGAAACUUCAUUAUUGAUGAAGUUCUACUGAGAGAAGAAGGCGUUAAGGAUUUUGAUGUCUAUGCAAUUGCACCAGGUCACCCCCUGAUGCCUGACUUCUUCUUGGAUGCUGAAACUGACAUGACAGAAAGCCAUGGUGCUUCACAGGCAUCAGAUGGAGCCAAGGCUAAUAAAGAAUCUGCUCCAGCUGGGCCUGUUGCAGAAACAUUCAGACUUAUCCAGGGAGAACUCAAUAAAGAAAUGGUGAAAUCCACCCAGGGCGUCUUUCAGUUUGAACUGUCAGGUGAUGAAGGAGGCACUUGGUACCUUGAUCUGAAAACCAGCAGCGGGAGCGCCGGGUUUGGGAAGCCUCCUGCAGCAGCUGACGUUGUGAUGAGCAUGUCGAGCGGCGACUUUGUGAAGAUGUUCACUGGUAAACUAAAGCCAACCAUGGCCUUCAUGUCAGGAAAAUUAAGGAUUAAAGGUAACAUGGCACUAGCAGUAAAGCUAGAGAAGAUGCUGACACAGUUUAACGCUAAACUGUGAGGGGAAAGCUGUACCAGAAGAACAUCCAGCCUUUCUUUUAUGAUAGCAAUGCUACAUUUUAAAAUGAUCAUCUACUUUUUUCUUUUUUUCUUUUUUGUGAAAUAUAAUAACCAUGGAUAAAAUAUUAGUUUGUUAGAGAAGAACUAAUUUAGUAUGAUUAAGACUGGAAGGUGUUUGUGAUUAAACAAUUCCUUCUUGAGAAUA
Gallus gallus (chicken) is the source of this 1529-nucleotide messenger RNA. RefSeq names its product hydroxysteroid dehydrogenase like 2 (gene HSDL2). The record is from RefSeq and is a predicted model, not a curated record. NCBI's taxonomy places the organism in Eukaryota, Metazoa, Chordata, Aves, Galliformes, Phasianidae. Gene Ontology annotation, cellular component: mitochondrion. The coding region runs from base 84 to 1325 and encodes 413 amino acids. The transcript is spliced from 11 exons.